Messenger RNA from Paramormyrops kingsleyae, 4829 nucleotides. RefSeq names its product inositol polyphosphate-5-phosphatase Jb (gene inpp5jb). The record is from RefSeq and is a predicted model, not a curated record. Gene Ontology annotation, biological process: negative regulation of peptidyl-serine phosphorylation; phosphatidylinositol dephosphorylation. Gene Ontology annotation, cellular component: plasma membrane; ruffle; cytoplasm. Lineage: Eukaryota; Metazoa; Chordata; Actinopteri; Osteoglossiformes; Mormyridae. Gene Ontology annotation, molecular function: phosphatidylinositol-3,4,5-trisphosphate 5-phosphatase activity; phosphatidylinositol-4,5-bisphosphate 5-phosphatase activity.
ACAGUUCGGGAAACGAGGCGCUGCGCGGCGCUGCUUGCCGGUGCCAGCGCAUCCGUAACCCGGCUCGGUCACAGGGUCUGGACUAAAAACCAUGCUGACCACCGCGGUUUAAGUCGAAAUAUCAGCUCCGCCGAAUAAACUCGGGUUAUGAGCGCUAGGUCAGUGGGCAGUCAGGCAGAUAUAGAAAGACACGCGUGUUUAUUAUUAUAAAUGCAAUGUGCUGGACCCUGGUGGCCGGCGGUCCCUCCUCCUGGCGACACACCUGCCCGUCCGCUGCUAGUGUCAAGCACGGAGAAAUGCCUGCAUGUCAGUAACAGCAGGCCGUUUGACUUCUGUAUUUAGUUCAUCCUUAUUGAAUUUGCAGAAAAACGCCGGGUAAGAAAAAACGACUAAGAUCAAACUAAAGAGGCGGAUAUUCUUGAUCUUGCUGGAGGGAAACGGCAGGUUGGCUGUCAAUAUUAAUGUUAGAGCGGAGUUGAAGCUUUACAUCUCAUAAUUUCGACUGCUUUAAGACGCUACAGCAUCAUCCAUCCCAUUUCGAAAGGGACAUGGAUGUAGGACAACCGACCCGAAGAGACACUGAGCCGUCUGGUCAGGCCGGAUCAGCGCCACCCAGGACUCCCACCACUCCUAUAGCCCAGGGCGGCCCACCGACGUCCCUGACCCCGAGGGCUCCCAGGAGGGCGCGGCAGUCGGACCAACCUGCUGAAUGUCAGCUGACCCCUGAGUUGUCCAGGUCUCAGCCAGGAGAUGCGGGGAGGAUGGAACCGGACACACCCAGAGCUCCUCAGGUUCAGUCAAGGGUACAAGUCACCACCCCCCAGUCUGGGAAGCCUGUACCACAGGGCUCGGGCUCACUGGGCCCCCUGGGCCCCGAAGGCCCACAACAGAAUAGCUCAGGCUCUCGAAGCCCUACCUCUACUCGGGCGGCUCCAGUACCCCAGCCACCGCCAUCAUUGCCCGAAGACACCCAAUUCACCGCCCAUCAGCAGAGGGCAGGAACCACAGACAUACAAGUGCAAGCAGUGGAGGAUUUCAGGGUGCAUUUAGUCACAUGGAACGUGGGCUCGGCUGUGCCACCUGAUGACCUCACUUCCUUGCUGGAGCUGAACAUAGGAGAUGGAAACACUGACAUGUACAUCAUUGGGCUACAGGAAGUGAACUCCAUGAUUAACAAGAGGCUGAAGGACGUACUGUUCACUGACCAGUGGAGCGAGGUUUUCAUGGACACCCUAAGCCCCUUUGGAUACGUGUUGGUGACGUCCCAGCGCAUGCAGGGGGUGCUGCUGCUGGUGUUUGCCAAAUACUACCACCUACCCUUCCUGAGGGGGGUCCAGACCGAAAGCACGCGCACCGGCCUGGGGGGCUACUGGGGAAACAAAGGGGGCGUGAGCGCCCGCAUGACCGUGUUCGGCCACCCCAUCUGCUUCCUGAACUGCCACCUGCCCGCACACAUGGAGAACUCGGAGCAGCGCAUGGAGGACUUUGAGAGCAUCCUGCAGCAGCAGCAGUUCGAGGGCCAGGCCGCCACGGGAGUGCUGGACCACGAUGUGGUGUUCUGGUUUGGGGAUCUGAACUUCCGCAUUGAAGACUAUGACAUUCAAGUAGUAAAGAGCGCGAUCGACAGUAACAACCUGUCACUGUUGUGGGAGAAAGACCAGCUGAACAUGGCGAAAGAUUCAGAGAAGGUGCUUGACGGAUUCUUGGAGGGCCCCCUGAAAUUCCCCCCCACCUACAAGUUUGAUGUGGGGACCAACACUUACGACACAAGCGGGAAAAAGCGUAAGCCAGCCUGGACAGACCGCAUCCUUUGGCGGCUGAGGCCAGCCUCGCAGCUUGUGGCGGCGAGGCGUGGCCUGGCGUCGGGGCUCACUAGCGGGACGCGGGUCACCCAGUAUUCCUACCGGAGCCACAUGGAGUACGUCAUCAGCGACCAUAAGCCCGUCUCUGCCAUCUUCACCCUGCAGUUCCCCUACAAGGUGGACAUUCCCUGGGUGACGCUCAUGGUGGAGGAUGAGUGGACAAAACCCUCGGACGCCACGGCCAAAUUCAAACUGGUGCCCACCUUCUCCCGCAGCUCCUGGGACUGGAUUGGGCUGUACAAGGUUGGGUUCAAGCACCACAAGGAUUAUGUUGGGUAUGUGUGGGCCAAACAAGAGGAGACAGACUUUCUGACACAGGAGUACCAGGUGACCUUUGCAGAGGAGGAUUUGCCAAAAGGCUCUGGAGACUACAUCUUGGGUUACUAUAGCAACAACAUGAGCACGAUAGUGGGCGUGACAGAGCCCUUCCAGAUCCAGCUGCCCACCUCCAGCCCGGUGCUCAGCCCAUCUGACAGCUCUGACUUCAGCUCAGAGGACGACAGCACCAUGGGGCUGCUGCACGCCACAUCCCGGAGCCCAAGCCCCAGCAAAGGCCGCAGUCAGGGCCGACGGAGCCGCAGCCGGAGCCCCGCCCUGCCCCGCCUGCAGGGCCUUCACCUGGGCAGCCGCAGCCCCUCCCCCCGCACCCCCACCACGGGCAAAAAGGAGCGCCUAGUCUGUGAGUCUGACGGCUCUCCCGCCUCACUGCCACCGGUGUCCCCUGGUGAAACACCCAGCCCCAGCACCCCUGGUGUCGAUUCCACUGCAGCCCUGCCCACAGAUGCCUCCCAAACUGGAGGAGGGGGUCAGGGCCCCAACCACAGGAACUGCUGACAGCGUGCUUGAGAUGCUCCAUUCAUUCAUGCACUGUGUGCUUCUCUCCCAAUGAUGAUUUAACUCCAUGACCUCCUAUUACAAGGACCCGCCUGGUAUUGGGGUCUAAGCCCGUUUCCUGGCCCACUGACAGCCAUCUUCUCCUCCAUCUUGGAGGUGGUUGCAGACAGUGGAGCCUAAGACUGUGAGCAGGACCGUUUCCCAGCCAAAUUUAAUCUCAGGUUUGUCUUAUCAAAGAAAUUCCACCAUACGGCUUGUCCUCUCUUUUCUCACACACGUUCAGUGUGUAGUACAAAAUAAAUUGCACAAUGACUGGCCCAAUAGAAGAUGCAUUGACAUCUUGUCUAGGGUAUAGCCAGGGUUAGAAUUCACCCAAGUCAUGAUGAAGAACUCAGUGACCCCAUAAUUGCUACUGAUCAGUCAGUUAGGUCCAUUGCCGAUAUUGUAUUUGUAUAUAAUUCAUAUGAAUAAGCGACCAGCAAUGCAGCUAAUCAAACGAAAUGAGAUCAGGUUUCAACAGGUUUGCAAUUCCAUCACGAUUCUGAAUAAAAUGGAGGUUAACUUUGUACAAAACAUUAGCGCCCCCUAAUGGAGAGCCACGGUAACCGGAACCAAGAAAUUCUUUCGGGAAGGGCCGCCAUACCCCCCAGACGUAGGAGGCGCAACGACAGUCCUAAGAUUCACAAAACAGGGUACCAGUCAGUCUGCCCUUAAUUAACCCGGGCCUCCAUUGCCUUCGGUGUGCACCCUAGUCUUUAUAGCAAGAAUGUGCGGUGCGAGUCAACGUCAGUGAAGCUGAGUGAGCUACCCAGUAGCUCGGAUUCACUGGUGGGGUCUGUCUUGUGCUGGGACUCUCACCAUCGCUUCCGGCCGUGGCUCCUGCGCUGCUGGCUGUCGCGUCAUUGCCAAUAAGAUUCUUAAGAUUUCCGUGAACUCUAACGUUAUUGUGAUAUAAUAUAUGGUUAUAAUUAUAUUAGAAAUGAGUAGAUAUUGUCUUCAAUGGAUAGUGAGACAGUACACUACGGGAAUACGGGAGUUGCGCAUCAAUGGCUCUUUGGCUUAUCCAUCGCCUUUAUUUGUAUAUGCAUUAUACGUUAUUUAAACAUAUAUUUAUCACUGCGACCAUGUCCUGGAAGAGUGGUAUGGAAGAUUGCUAUUUAUACAUUAAAUACCUGUUUGUCUACCAGUGACAAUUAAUGGCCGGAAUGGUUAAUAAUAUUUUGGUAUUAUAAAGAGCAUUUCUGAAGUAUAACUAUUUGAAUCAUCAGUCAGACAGACGAACUGGAGAACCUAAUAAUUAAUUCAUGCUAACCGGGUGGAUCCCCCUCCUCAGAAGGUCUCCUUGGUUAUACUUGUAGUCCUCUUUAACGACUGCCUCCAUUACGGUCUCCUACGCUUCAUGUUUCCGUCUUCUGUUUUUUUUUUGUGUGUGUUUUUUUUCCUCCUUUUUUGUUUCUUUGUUUUAAUGUUGUAACGGCACGUGGUAAACUAACGGGGGAGUCAUGCACACGCACAAAGACCCGAACUGAGCUGUGUUAUAGAUCCAUAAUUAUUAUCAUGUUGCGUAUAUAUUGCAAUUAUUGUUGAUGGAUAUACUGUAUGUCUUCGGUCUGUUUUAGCUUAGAUAUAAAUGACAAUCGAUGCCAAAAAGGUGACUGUAUUUUCAGAUGUAUUUUAAUGUAUAUCUAUAUAAUAGUAUCCUCUAGGCCAGUAUGGGGCCAGUAUCCUCCAUAAUGAUUGGGUUUAUGGGACUACACUGUACCAUUGUGACAGUUUGUUUUUAUUUUUAUAUUUGAACACAUAGCCUACAUGAGGAGAAGCAUGUGUGCUUUUUGCUCAUCAUUUACUUGAAGUAGGUUUAUUUUAAGAGAAUGUCUUAUUUGUUGCUGUUUUUCCUUUUCAAAUGUGUGAAGCUGGGCUGGGCCUCUGUAUGACAUUCAGGCUGUGAGUCCUGACAGCUUCACAGCCACCUCAUGAGACCUUUCUUUUAUUUUAUUUGUUGUGUCUGGUGGUGAUGUGCGGACAUUACUGUAGCUUUGUGAGGCCCGGGGCCCAGAGACGCCGCCCUGCUGUCCCAAUCCCUCCAUCGCUCCCCAUUCAGGACAUAAUAAAACUCCUCUGAGCUGAAAAGGC